This is a messenger RNA of Symsagittifera roscoffensis, 2785 nucleotides long. Its product is annotated as microprocessor complex subunit DGCR8-like. The record is from RefSeq and is a predicted model, not a curated record. Lineage: Eukaryota; Metazoa; Xenacoelomorpha; Acoela; Convolutidae. Gene Ontology annotation, molecular function: primary miRNA binding; heme binding; identical protein binding. The transcript is spliced from 5 exons. Gene Ontology annotation, cellular component: microprocessor complex. The coding region runs from base 8 to 2614 and encodes 868 amino acids. Gene Ontology annotation, biological process: primary miRNA processing.
UUUGCAAAUGAGUUCUGAUGGCGAGUAUUUGAGUGAGGGGGAAAUCUUCACAGAUGAUGACGAGGACGAUCAAUUGAGUUCUCCGUCUCCACCGCAGUCGACUAAAAUCGAGAUAUCUCCUUCUAAAACAAACUCAACUAAUCAGCCUCAGUCUAAAUUUCAACCUAACGUAUUGAAACUUAUUCAAUCGCACAUAACACCUAGUGCAAAUGUAAAAUCAAGCUCAGAUUCACGAAGUCACAAUACAGUUCAAAAUAUAUCUGCAAGUAUUUCAAAAAAUUCAGGAACUGGAAACGCCCCAAUUGUCGAAGGAAAAGAAGCCCUAGGCGAAAAUAAGUUAGACGAUGCUACUCAGAAAAUAAAGACGACUGAUGAACCGAUUGACCAAAUUGUGAGAACAGAAAAAUCGAAAACUGCCGAAAAUAAUGAUAAUGAUGAUGAUGAUGAAGAAGACGAUGACGAGCAAUCAAUUGACGACGAAAACGGCGACCAAUCAGAUAUAACUGAGGUCGGAGACUGCGACGAGUAUGAAGAUCCGAACGAAGCAGGCAGAAAAGUUGGACAGAGUGAGAGUAAAGAACAGGAUGAGGAAAAUGUUAAGUCGAGCACUGAAAGUGGAGUCAAUGGCAGUAAAGUUUAUGGGAAAAGCGGCGUAGUUGUUAAAUGUCCAUUUGCAAAUUCAGGGCAACAAGACAAUAAUCAAGACAUCAUCAGACAAGGAGCGCAAAACAGUAGAAAAAGAGGCCAAGAAGAAGCAAACGAAUCAUCUUCGAAGCCAACAUAUGAGAGCACUCCACUAGCAAAGAAAGCUCAUAUAGAAGAGUCAUCUGUCAGUUUAACAAACGAAACGAAUGGCUCGAAUGAAACAAAAGACUCGCCGGAGAUAAUUUCAGAUGCGACUCCUAACAAAUCGCCCGUAAAACGACGAAAACCCACAAAAUCAAUCAGGAAUACGGGCAACUAUCUAUGCACAGCCUUGGAUCUCCCCAGAUCAAGCCAGCCCCUUCCGUUUGGCUGGAAACCCAUCAUACACGAUACAGGGAUCCCAAUGUACUUUCACGUAAAGACUCGUGUAAUGACGUUCUCGCGACCUUUCCUGCCUGAAAAUGGCAAAUGUGUGAGAAAUUGCGAGCCUCCGAUUAGCAGCAUUCCUUGCUUGGAGUACGAGUAUUUUCUGAAAAGCAAAAAUAGUUUGACGGAAGAAGCCUCGAAAGUUGACAUUGGUUCUGAGGACUACCAAGCGACACACGAUGGUCCACAAGGAAAUAAUCAUGGCCAACCUGAAAACUCGACUCCUGGAACCGAAGAUGCAGCUGAAUCUCAAACGAGUACUCAGCUUGCGUCCGAGGAUCAGUCUAUUUCACAAGAAGUAAAGACGACUAACAAUUCGUCAUCUGUCGCUGCGCAUGAAAAGAAGAAAAUAGAUGUGAUGAAAAACAUGCCGAGUAAUAUUACGAAUGAAAGUCUGGGAAGUUAUGUGGAGAAGCUGUUUGUGGUGAAAUCGAGACGACCUCUAAGUGCUCUUAGGGAGCAGAAAAGAGCAGUUUUGAAGGCCAAGGAGACUGCCAUCAAAAAAGAAGACAGAGGUGUCCCAUUGAUGAUUAAAAAUGGAGACAGGUAUGAAAACAUCCGCAUCUUAGAAGCAAAUCACACGACCAGAACUUACAUAACAGUAUUGAACGACUACGCCACGAAAGCCAUUAAAGCAACUCCAGUCUACAACUGCUCAAAUGUCAUUGUACCAUCAAGCGAAGCUACAGUAGACACUAUUGCGAAUGCGAAUAGCUCCUUAGACACGAGCUCAAUCACAACUUCAAGUGCAGUAAACUCAUCAAAUGCGGCAUCGCAUACGCAUUGUGUGAUCACGAUUUUAAAUGUGAAGUACGGAGAAGCGAUUGCGGUUGGAAAACGUCCGGCUAAAAAUCUGGCUGCGAAAGAGGCGCUUAAAGUUCUGUGUCCAGAAGUUCUCCGGGCUGAAGAGACUGAUUUGGAUUCGGAAGAUAUUCUACUGUCCAGUUUGAAUUACAAAGUAAGACUUAUCGAGGUGUUCAAGCGAUUCCUCAUUGGAGAUACGAAAGUUGUGGAAGAGUUGAAAUUAAGAGAAGCUUCGCAUUUUGCUCCUAUGCAGUUGUUAAAUCAGUUUCUAGUGCGAAACGUGGCGCCUUCCAAUAUGAAACUACACACCAAUUUCACUAAUGUGAGAGAUCCCCAAACGGGAGCAAAAAUGCACGAGUGUGAUUUGACAUUAGGACCUAAGUACAAGGCGAAAUCGAUGGGUAAAACCCAGAAUAUAGCAGCGCAGUAUGCGGCUUUGAUGUUGCUUCAAGAGCUGCACCCAAGUUUGAGUUAUUACAGUUCUCUGAUUCGUCUGUAUGGAAUUGACCCUUCGGAAGUUCAAAUGCAAAAAGAGCGUCAAAUACGUGAGGAGGUCUCCCAAAGUCAAGAUUCAGACGCCUGUGAUACAAUUCUGAAGUUGCUUCGAGAAGAAAUGAAGAAGGCUUCAGAGGUCAAAGGUCAAGAGGGCAAAAGCAAAGAAACAUUUGAUGUGUUGAAGAUUUCACCAGAGGAACCAGAGUACUUCUACACAAAACUGUGGGACUUUGGAAAAGCUUAAUGAAUUAUGUUUGUUUUGUUUAUUAAAUUAAAUUAUUCUAUAUCUUUUUCUAUGAUUUGUAGUGUUUAGUAGUCAUUUAAUAUAUGGCCUUUUUGGCUAUCUGAAUUGACGUUGUUUUCAGGAUGAUUUAAUUGUACUUAAUUUUCAACUGAUUAAAUUAUAAUGUUAUGA